AUGAGUUUUGCUCUUGUGAAUCCAAUGCUUGAGAUGCUGAAUUGCACGAAGAAAUUCAUUCAGCGAGACUCCUGGGGGUACAAGGGGCAAAACGAUACGAAAUUUUUUGGGGGUAUGUUCGGCGAUAUUCAAAACGGUAAUGCCGAAAUCGGCGGUACCGUAUCCUUCUACACUCUUGAUCGCAUGACAAUUGUUGAUUAUCUCUCAGUAACAACUCCAACAGACUUAAAAUUUAUCUUAAGAGCAUCGCCGUUGAGUUACGUCAACAAUCUCUUCACUUUACCCUUCGAUAUAAAUGUUUGGUACUGCUGGUAUUUUACCAUAGGAGUUACUGUCUUAAUUUUGUAUUUGAUUGUUCUCUGCGAAAGUAAGUACGAAAAUGCCUUAAAACGAAGAAAUAACGUUGAUAAUAUAAAACCAAAAUUCUCUGAUGUUGUUAUGGUCCAAAUUGGGGCCAUUACUCAACAAGGCUCCGAAAACGAGCCUAAAGGCUUGUCUGGACGAAUUGCUGUGUUCAUCGUGUUCUUGGUUUUAAUGUUCUUGUACACGUCGUAUUCUGCGAACAUUGUUGUGCUUCUACAAUCAACGUCUGCAAAUAUUAACACUUUGCAAGACUUACUCAACUCAAAAAUAAGCUUGGGGGUUGAAGAUAUAGUAUAUAACCAUCAUUACUUUCAGACACAAAAAGAACCCACUAGGAAAGCAAUCUACGAGAAGAAAAUAGCCCCCAAAGGUCAGAAACCGAAUUUCAUGAGUGCAGAAAAGGGGAUAGAGAUGGUGAAAAACGAGUUUUUCGCCUUCCACAUUGAGACAACAUCUGGUUACAAGGUGGUAAUGGACACGUUUCAAGAACACGAAAAAUGUGGAUUAAGCGAAAUCGAUUAUUUGAAUGUUGUGUAUCCAAGUAUUACGAUGAGGAAACAUUCACCAUAUAAGGAAAUUGUCAAAGUUAGUUUUAGAAAAAUUUAUGAAAGUGGUAUACGUCAUCGUCAAAUGAAUCGAAUUUAUUAUAAAAAACCGAAUUGUGUUAGCAAGGGAGGGAGUUUUAAAAGCGUCGGAAUCGUCGAUAUCUAUUUUUCUUUUGAAAUUUUUGCUACUGGGUGUUUUAUUGCACUAUGGUUCUUAUUGAUUGAAAUAUUACUGAAAAAAAGUGGUAGAAAGGGAUAA
Molecule: messenger RNA, 1167 nt
Organism: Tribolium madens (black flour beetle)
Lineage: Eukaryota; Metazoa; Arthropoda; Insecta; Coleoptera; Tenebrionidae
Product: glutamate receptor 3-like
Exons: 3
Coding region: 1-1167 (388 amino acids)
Cellular component (GO): membrane
Molecular function (GO): ligand-gated monoatomic ion channel activity
Source: RefSeq, a predicted model, not a curated record